Molecule: messenger RNA, 1262 nt
Organism: Prosopis cineraria
Lineage: Eukaryota; Viridiplantae; Streptophyta; Magnoliopsida; Fabales; Fabaceae
Product: MADS-box protein JOINTLESS-like
Exons: 9
Coding region: 134-706 (190 amino acids)
Biological process (GO): positive regulation of transcription by RNA polymerase II
Cellular component (GO): nucleus
Molecular function (GO): DNA-binding transcription factor activity, RNA polymerase II-specific; RNA polymerase II cis-regulatory region sequence-specific DNA binding; protein dimerization activity
Source: RefSeq, a predicted model, not a curated record
CCUAACUCCAGGUUUCCUCACAAUCUUCCAUUUUUAUUAUUAUUAUUUCUGACAAGAACUCUUCUGUCUUCUUCUUCUUCUUCUCAUCAAACCCUAGCUAUCUGAUCUUUCUGCGUAUUUCUUCAACUUUGAAAUGACAAGGAGGAAGAUAGAGAUAAAGAAGAUCGAGAACGUAGCAGCGAGGCAAGUGGCUUUCUCAAAGAGAAGGAAAGGUCUAUUCAAGAAGGCCGUGGAGCUCUCUACUCUCUGUGAUGCUGAGAUUGCACUCUGUGUGUUUUCUGCUUCUGGCAAACUCUUUGAUUACUGUAGUACAAGCAUGAGGCAAGUGAUUGAAAGGAGAAACUUGCACUCCUCGAAUGUUGACCUUGCCAAGACAUACCAGCCAUCUCUUGAGCUGCAGGUAGAAGGUGAAUAUUUUAAGCUAAACAAGGAACUGAGAGAAAAGACUCGUGAACUGAGGCAGCUCAAUGGAGAAGAACUUCAAGGAUUGACCUUAAGAGAACUAAAGAAGCUAGAAGGUCUAAUUAGCACAUGCUUGCAUCGUGUUUCAAAAGCCAAGGCUGAAGCAUUUGAACAGGAGAUCAGUAUUCUUAAGAAAAAGGUAGACGUGCUCGUGGAUGAAAACCAGAGACUAGAACAGGUUCAGAGGCUUGCGCAUGAACAAGACCAAUCAUCGGCCAUCACAACGAUGCCACUCUUUCCCUGAAUCAAAUUAAAAUCUCCGAAUAACAAUCCGUAUUAUUGGACUAAUUAUGGGUUAGUUUUUUCAAAUAUGUGCGUGCAUGCUUACGUAUAUAUGUGAACAGUUGUGUGUCAUUGUUUCAACUUUGUUAAUUAUUAUUCAUGUUUCUGUACAAGUGCAGUGAAGGAAAAACAGUCAAUUUGUUCUUCUAAUUUGUAUAAUGUGUUGUUUUGUAUUAUAAUACAAUAAAACAAUAGUAAUCUAUCUGGUCGAAUGUUGAUUGCACAACAUUAUUUGACUUCUAUUGGCAAAAAUCAAUAGUGUUCAUGCAUUCCCACAAAAAAAAAAAAAGAGAGACUAGUGCAAUUAUUUCCUCUUGCUAAUGCGUCUACAAGGACUCUUUGAUCAGUUUAGAGGUUUGUCCUGGUCUAUGAGUUUAUAAGAUUCAACUCGCCUACAUAAAAUCACCAUAUUGAAAUUCCAGAAAAGAAACAUCAAUUUUUAGAUGAAUGAGUGGUGAGAAAAGUUGUUGAGUUAGGGUUAUUCAUAAGCCAGCUAGUGUAAACAAAGGCCCAAAACA